Messenger RNA from Hymenoscyphus albidus, 2652 nucleotides. The record is from the annotation of a GenBank genome assembly. NCBI's taxonomy places the organism in Eukaryota, Fungi, Ascomycota, Leotiomycetes, Helotiales, Helotiaceae.
GCUGCAAUCAAGUUGUGUUUUUGAUUGUGGCUUGAAGGUUCCUAUGUAACUGGUUCUUCCCCCUUCCCCCUUCCCCCUUCCCCCCCACGACACGAGGCGACACGAUACGGCGUACGGAGUACGAUCAUACGAAACCGAGUGAAAAUACGAAAGAGAAGGUUCGCAAGUUACUUCUACUGCGGAAGCAUAGUGUACGAGUAGCUCUGCUGAGAUUGGUCUACGCACGACAUACAUUUUACGAUAGGUCUAUACGGAGUACUCGGACGGCUACUUUUUACGUGUGCUGGUGCGGAGUACUGGACGAAGUACGAAGUAUAGGUACCGACGAGACGAUUGCACUAUUCGACCUUUGCACUCACAGCUAUCACCAUACAGCUAGCACAACACCACACUACAGCACAGCUAGCACAACACAACACAACACUACACUACGCUACACUACACUACAAUUGAUAACUACUUUCAAGUAGCAACAAGUAACAGGCACCGGCAAAAGUACCACCACCACCACUGCACCACCACCACCCCUCUCCCGAAACUAACUUACAAACCGCACCGCAUGUACCAUCCACCACUACACGGUCUACACCACUCCAGCUACUCCGUACACCACUACACCACCACACCACCACACCACGCUACAAUACCCCUACGGUACCUGUCUCCUCCCGUCUCGGGCUGUCAUCUCUGCUUCCAUCAAAACCACUUUUAUGAUCAGCACCCAUUCUCACCAUGUCUCCUCCAUCAAUUGCUCCAGCCCCAGCCCCACUACCCAACGAUAACAGCUUCAGUGUCGCCUACAAAAAACUCUCCCGAAAAUCUCAUCGCAAAUCCCGAAAUGGCUGUCACACGUGCAAAGGCCGUAAGAUAAAAGUGGGUGAUGUUCUAGAUUCUGGGAAUAUUCCGUUUUGUCACUUGACGUCCAACUAACCAUAUCAUUCCAUAGUGUGAUGAGCAGAAACCGCAAUGUGCCAACUGUAGCAGGCAUUCCGUUCAUUGUGUAUACCCUCACACCAUAGCCGUCUCGGUCUCCAGUCCGGAACCAAUUGUGUCCGCUUCCCCGAGUGUUCAUCCAAGUGUUUCUCCACCCACUCAUAACAAUACUGUCACUUCAAUCCUAGCACCAAUACCACAGACUUUGACUUCUUCCAUGCUUCGAAAUGGCCGGAAUGACAGGGAAUUGGCCCGACAGCCAUUAAACGUGACCGACCUCGAGCUAUUACACCAUUUCAAUAUAUCAACCUCUUACACCUUAGCAAACGAUUCCGGACUUCAAGCUUGUUUUCGAAUCAACGUGCCUCAAAUUGGCUUCUCGCAUCCUUUUGUUCUCGAUGGGAUUUUGGCACUAGCUUCUCUCCAUCUGUCACGUUUUAAAAGAGCAGAAAAGAGAGCUUAUUACGUAUCAGAGGCACAACACCAUUACGAAUCGGCUCUUCGAGUAGCAUCGACACUCAUGCCAAACGUUAAUGAAGAAACUUGUCCAGCGCUCUACAUCUUCGCCGUCUUUUGCUGCCACAUCACCCUAGGCCUUGGACCAAGACCCGGGGAUUUCCUACUCUUUGGAGAAGAAGGAUUAGCAGAAUGGCUAGUAAUGUUCCGAGGGAUGAAAUCCGUCGUUGCAAGCUGUAGAGACUCUCUCCGAACCAGCGACCUGGCACCUAUGUUCCAAAUCCAGAACCGUACCGUCGAACAACCUCCAUCCAAUAAUGAACAUCUCCAAGCCCUUCGGGAGAUGAUCCUCUCUUCCGCGGCUGAGGACCCAGAUCUUCAGAUUUACCUCUCUGCUUUAGAUGGUCUCGCGAGAUCAUUUCCUACUAGUACGCCGCUUCAUGAAAUGCGAUUAGCACAACCCUCGCCUCAGGUUGUCUUCGCAUGGCUGUAUCGUAUCAGUGAUGAAUUCGUAGCGACGUUGCAACAGAGGAGACCCAUUUCACUGGUCAUCCUGGCGCAUUUCUGUGUCUUGUUCAACAGUCUGAGUUCGUUUUGGUGGACGAAGGAUUGGGUGGAUCAUUUGAUGAGGGAGAUCUAUGGGUCGUUGCAGAAGGAGUAUCGGCUUUGGAUGAAGUGGCCGAUGGAGGAGAUAGGUUGGGUUCCUAGUUGAGCGGUCGAGGGGGUUUGGAGCUGAAUCAAAUUUCAGAAGAGGUGGAAGUCGUGGUGUGAGGGGGUUGGUGAAGUUGUGGGGGUUGGAGAUGUUUAUACUGAGGUGUUUGACAUCUUUGUUGAGUGAUGGAUGAUGUCGUCUUGUGAAGUGCGACGGAACUGGAUAAGCUGGGAAAGCAAUAUCCCAUUCAGGUGCUCCCUUCUACGCCAUCCUUCAGGUACUACGCCGGCCCUUCCGAUUUUCGUCUUGACAACGGGGACCUCAUGGAGAGACGAUGUGAUUGAUAGGGCGCAAGGAGUUGAAACGCCCGCCCUUCUUAUUCUUCUUAAAAAGAAGGGAUUUAUUUGUUUAUGAUUUAAAUGGGGGUUUGUUUUCUUCGGGGGGUUUUUUCAUGAUUCAAAAGAGGGACUUCUUAUUUGGGUGGGGAGAUGUGAUGUUUUAGAUCUAUACCAUGCAUGUAUGUAUAUACUGUAUUGUACCGUACCUUUUUAGGGAUAGACCGUAAAGGAUCUACCGCCAUUUUUUUCAAAUUUUUAAAUGCUUAAUCUAAU